AUGUAUCACCUGGCCAAGGGCCUCUAUCGCCUCGCGACAAGCAAAGAGGAGUAUUCCGUCAUCCUCCUCGGCCUUGACAAUGCCGGCAAGACAACCUUCCAUGAGCAGGCCAAGUCGCUCUUCCUGCCAGACCGUCCAGACCCGAAGCUCAAUACCGUGCCCACCGUCGGCCAGAACGUCUCCACCCUGACCUUGCCCGACAUGUACCUCAAGAUCUGGGACGUCGGCGGGCAGCACUCUCUUCGCAAGCUCUGGCAGAGCUACUACUCGUCCUGCCACGCCAUUGUCUUCAUCAUCGACAGCACAGACAUUGGCGACGGGUUCCUCGACCUCGACGACACGGCGGCCGGCACGAGUGCAGGCAGUAGCAACAACAACACCAACGGCAGCGGCAGCAGUGGCACAACCGGCAAGAACAACCCGGCCGCGACGAGCUCAUCCACAACAACCGGCCGCCUCGAGGAGUGCCGGCUAGUACUCGAGGACGUCCUGCAGAACUCGGAAACCGAGGGCGUCCCGCUGCUCAUCCUCGCCAACAAGCAGGACCGCGAGGACUGCGUCGAGGUCGUGCGCAUCAAGGAGGGGCUUGUCAAGAAGGUCUUUGAGGGCGAGAAGGCCAGCAGCAUCCGCGAUUCGAGGGUCCUGCCCAUCAGUGCGCUUACCGGUACGGGUGUGCGCGAGGCUGUGGACUGGGUCAGAAGUCGGGUCAAGUGGAACAAAGAGUCGCGGCCACCAGUCAUGAGGUAG
Messenger RNA from Microdochium trichocladiopsis, 747 nucleotides. Its product is annotated as P-loop containing nucleoside triphosphate hydrolase protein. NCBI's taxonomy places the organism in Eukaryota, Fungi, Ascomycota, Sordariomycetes, Xylariales, Microdochiaceae. Gene Ontology annotation, molecular function: GTP binding; GTPase activity. The transcript has 2 exons. Gene Ontology annotation, biological process: protein localization to organelle; Golgi to plasma membrane protein transport; intracellular protein transport. Bases 1 to 747 code for a protein of 248 amino acids. Gene Ontology annotation, cellular component: Golgi apparatus. The record is from RefSeq and is a predicted model, not a curated record.